UUCCGGCUGCAAAAAAAAAAAAAAAAAAAAAAAGCCCCUCCCAAAACCACACGGGAACGAUGCCUCUGCUUCGGCAGCGGCGGGUCCAGGCGGCGCUGCUCGUGCCGGCGCGGGGCUUCCUGGAGGCGCGCGUGCCGUGGGCGCGCGACCGGGCCCUCGACCACGCGGUGGAGCGGGAGCGCCACCUCGUGCCGUUCCUCGAGACCAAGGACGCACUCCUCGUCUCCGCCCCGCCGCCGCACGCCGUGCCGCUGCACUCGCUGCCGUCCGCCAUCCCCUUCCCGUUCCGCCCGCUCCGCUUCCUGCGGCUCUACCCCUCGGCGUUCGCGCUCUCGCCGCACCCCAUCGAGGUCUCCCCAACCCACAGGCUUGCCGCGCUCCACGCCGCCGAGGCGCAGGUCGUCGACUCCACACGCCCCGACGCCGCCGACCGCCUGCUGAGGCUGCUCAUGCUCGCCCCCUCCCGCGCGCUCCCGCUCCGCCUCGUCGCGCGCCUACGGCUCGACCUCGGACUCGCCCCGGACUUUACCAGAUCGCUGCUCCCGCACUACCCGGACUACUUCGCGCUCUCCCCCGACGGCACUCUCCUCGAGCUCGUCUGCUACAGGAAGGACCUCGCCGUGUCGGCGAUGCAGGCCUACGCGCAGCGCUCUGGCGGGUACAAGGUGGGCGACGCGCUCGCCUUUCCGCUCUCGUUCCCCCGGGGAUUCGAGCUCGACAAGAAGGUACGCCAGUGGCUGGACGUGUGGCAGAGGCUGCCGUACAUCUCACCCUACGAGGACGGGUCGCACCUGGCGCCAAGGAGCGACAUCACGGAGAAGAGGACCGUGGCGGUGCUGCAUGAGGUGCUAAGCCUCACGGUGGGGAAAAAGAUGGAGAAGGAGGUGCUGGUGAAGCUUGGGGAGGCGCUGCGGCUACCGCCGGGGUUCAGAAAGGUGGUGGCUAAGCACCCGGGAAUUUUCUACAUGUCGCACAAGCUGAGGACGCAGACGGUGGUGCUCAGGGAGUCAUACCGGAGGCACAUGCUGAUGGACAAACACCCGAUGAUGGGGUUAAGGUAUCAGUACCUGCAUUUGAUGCAUAUGGGGAAAGAAGAGGCUGGUAAGGGCAAGGGCAAGGAUCGUAAGGAUAGUCGCACUAAGCAAAUGAUUGGGGAGGAAUUCGGUGCAGAAGGGGAGGAUGAUGAAAACGAGGAGGAAUAUGACGAUGAAGAGGAUGAGGACGAAGUGGACGAGGAGGACAUGGAAGCGGGUGUUGCUUCAGAGGAUGCGGAGAGUGAUGACGAGGACACAGAGAGCGAAGCUGAAGCAAGGCAGCUGGAGACUGAACAGAAGAUACAGAUCGCAAAUUGAAACCGUUCUUCAAGAUGAUCUUGGAGGUGGCAUGUCACUGCUAUCUUGGAGGUGGCAUGAACACCCAGGGGACACCGAGAACCAGAUGUACAAUCAACUCCCGUGUCAGAUUGAAAACCUAUUAGAAGAUGGAGCAUGUUUUUUGUUUGACCCGAUUGUCAAGUAGUUAGUGAUGUUUAAGUGCAACCAUUCUUGUUCUAUCAUGGUGGUUUCACCUGAGUUAAACAGAUAUUGCUUCAGGUUUUGAGUAUAUCUAAGUCACCCAUAUUCGUAUGACAAGCUUAUACCUUAAUUUUCUAUGCUGA
This is a messenger RNA of Phragmites australis (common reed), 1657 nucleotides long. RefSeq names its product protein WHAT'S THIS FACTOR 9, mitochondrial-like. The record is from RefSeq and is a predicted model, not a curated record. The transcript has a single exon. The coding region runs from base 60 to 1352 and encodes 430 amino acids. Lineage: Eukaryota; Viridiplantae; Streptophyta; Magnoliopsida; Poales; Poaceae. Gene Ontology annotation, molecular function: RNA binding.